CGGCCCGGGCUGGACGGGAGAUGCCUCUGCUACACCGAAAGCCGUUUGUGAGACAGAAGCCGCCCGCCGACCUGCGGCCCGACGAGGAAGUUUUCUACUGUAAAGUCACCAACGAGAUCUUCCGCCACUACGAUGACUUUUUUGAACGAACCAUUCUGUGCAACAGUCUUGUGUGGAGUUGUGCUGUGACGGGUAGACCUGGACUGACUUAUCAGGAAGCACUUGAGUCCGAAAAAAAAGCAAGACAGAAUCUUCAAAGUUUCCCAGAACCACUAGUUAUUCCAGUUUUAUAUUUAACCAACCUUACCCAUCGCUCACGCUUACAUGAAAUUUGUGACGAUAUUUAUGCAUAUGUCAAGGAUCGAUAUUUUGUUGCAGAAACUGUGGAAGUCAUUAGGAACAAUGGUGCAAGGUUACAAUGUAGAAUUUUGGAAGUCCUCCCUCCAUCACAUCAAAAUGGUUUUACUAAUGGGCAUUUCAGCAGUGCAGAAGGAGAAACUAUUAUCAUCAGUGAUAGUGAUGAUUCAGAAACACAGAAUAGUGCUUUUCAAAAUGGGAAGAAAAAAGAUGUGAUUGAUCCCUUAUUAUUUAAAUACAAGGUACAACCCACUAAAAAAGAGUUGUUUGACUGUGUUAUUGUUAAAGCAACACAAAUCAGUCGGAGAAAACACCUAUUUUCCCGUGAUAAACUAAAGCUUUUUCUGAAGCAACACUGUGAACCACAAGAUGGAAUCAUUAAAAUUAAGCCGUCAACUCUUUCAACAUAUAAAAUAACAGAACAAGAUUUUUCUUAUUUCUUCCCUGAUGAUCCACCUACAUUUAUCUUCAGUCCUCCUAACAGGAGGAGAGGGAGACCUCCUAAACGACUAUCUGUUAAUCAGGAGGACAAUGUUGCUAAUAAACAGAUUAUGGCAGGGUAUAGGAACAAAGCUAUUAAAGAAAGAGAAAAACUUCUGAAACAGGCAGAAAUGAAAUCAUUGGCUUUUGAAAAGGCUAAAUUAAAAAGAGAAAAGGCAGAUGCCCAAGAAGCAAAGAAAAAAGAAAAAGAAGAUAAAGAGAAAAAGAAGGAAGAAUUGAAGAAAAUUGUUGAAGAAGAACGACUGAAGAAAAAAGAAGAAAAAGAAAGGCUUAAAAUAGAAAGAGAAAAGGAAAGAGAGAAAUUACGUGAAGAAAAACGAAAAUACAUGGAAUACUUAAAACAGUGGAGUAAACCUAGAGAAGAUAUGGAAUGUGAUGAUCUGAAGGAUCUUCCAGAGCCAACACCUGUGAAAACUAGACUACCUCCUGAAAUCUUCGGUGAUGCUCUGAUGGUUUUGGAGUUCCUUAAUGCAUUUGGGGAGCUUUUUGACCUUCAAGAUGAGUUUCCUGAGGGAGUAACCCUAGAAGUAUUAGAGGAAGCUCUUGUAGGAAAUGACAGUGAAGGCCCACUGUGUGAAUUGCUUUUUUUCUUCCUGACUGCAAUCUUCCAGGCGAUAGCUGAAGAAGAAGAGGAAGUAGCCAGAGAACAAAUAACUGAUGCCGACACCAAAGAUCUAACAGAGGCUUUGGAUGAAGAUGCAGACCCCACAAAAUCUGCACUGUCUGCAGUUGCAUCUUUGGCAGCUGCAUGGCCACAGUUACACCAGGGUUGCAGUUUGAAAAGCUUGGAUCUUGAUAGCUGCACUCUUUCUGAAAUUCUCAGACUGCACAUCUUAGCUUCAGGUGCUGAUGUGACAUCAGCAAACGCAAAAUACAGAUACCAGAAACGAGGAGGAUUUGAUGCUACUGAUGAUGCCUGUAUGGAGCUUCGUUUAAGUAAUCCCAGUCUAGUUAAGAAAUUGUCAAGUACUUCAGUAUAUGAUUUGACACCAGGAGAAAAAAUGAAGAUUCUUCAUGCUCUCUGUGGGAAACUACUGACCCUAGUCUCUACAAGGGAUUUCAUUGAAGAUUAUGUUGAUAUAUUACGACAGACCAAGCAGGAGUUCCGGGAACUAAAAGCAGAACAACAUCGAAAAGAGAGACAAGAAGCAGCUGCUAGAAUACGUAAAAAGAAAGAAGAAAAACUUAAGGAGCAAGAACAAAAAAUGAAAGAGAAACAAGAAAAACUGAAGGUAGAUGAGCAAAGAAAUUCGGCUGCAGAGACAUCUGUUGGGGAGGAAGAAUUUGACACUAGCACUGAGAGCAAAGAAGUGGAGCAAAAGGAAAUAGAUCAAGAUACAGUCACCGAGGAUGAAGAUGACCCUGGAUCGCAUAAAAGAGGCCAAAGGGGGAGAAGGGGACAAAAUGAGUUGAAGGAAUUUACACAACAGGAAGAGGUCAGGUGUGUAACAAAGGAACCUGCUACUGCUGAUGAGGAUGACAUCUUAAAACAGGAGCACCAACAAAAAGAGAAAGAACUCUUGGAAAAAAUACAAAGUGCUAUAGCAUGCACCAACAUCUUCCCCUUGGGCCGUGACCGCAUGUAUAGGCGAUACUGGAUUUUCUCUUCUAUUCCUGGACUGUUUAUUGAGGAGGAUUAUUCUGGUCUCACUGAAGACAUGCUGUUGCCCAGACCUUCAUCAUUUCAGAAUAAUUUACAAUCUCAAGAUGCUCAGGUAGCCACUAACACUGGAGAACUGAUGUCUGACUCUACCUCCAACGUUGACCACAGUCCACGUGAUGAUCCUGUGCAGCUGCCUAAACCAGUGCACAAGCCAAAUAGGUGGGGCUUCUACAGCUCUUGUGAGCAGCUAGACCAGCUUAUUGAAGCUCUUAAUUCUAGAGGACAUAGAGAAAGUGCCUUAAAAGAGACUUUGUUGCAAGAGAAAAGCAGGAUAUGUGCACAGCUCACCUAUUUUUCUGAGGAGAAAUUUCAUUUUUCAGACAAACCUCAAACUGAUAGCAAGCCUACACAUAGUAGGGGAAGAUCUUCCAAUGUUUAUGAUCCAUCUCAGAUGUCUGCAGAAAAGCAACUUGAAUUGAGACUGAGAGAUUUUCUUUUGGAUAUUGAAGAUAGAAUCUACCAAGGAACAUUAGGAGCAAUCAAGGUUUCAGAUCGACACAUCUGGAGAUCAGCACUAGAAAGUGGACGAUAUGAGCUAUUAAGUGAGGAAAACAAAGAAAAUGGGAUUAUUAAACCUGUGAACGAAGGUGUAGAAGAGAUGGAAACUGAUGAGCAGGCAAAGGUCGUAGUGAAAGACAGACUCUUGGGCAUAAAGUCAGAAACUCCAAGUACUGUGUCAACUAAUGCAAGCACCCCACAGUCAGUGAGCAACGUGGUUCACCAUCUGGCCAUGGCACUUUUUCAGAUAGAGCAGGGCAUUGAGCGGCGUUUUCUCAAAGCUCCACUUGAUGCCAGCGACAGUGGGCGUUCCUAUAAAACAGUACUGGACCGUUGGAGAGAGUCUCUCCUCUCUUCCGCUAGUCUAUCCCAAGUAUUUCUUCAUCUCUCCACCUUGGAUCGUAGUGUGAUAUGGUCUAAGUCUAUACUGAAUGCCCGUUGCAAGAUGUGCCGUAAGAAGGGCGAUGCUGAAAACAUGGUACUUUGUGAUGGCUGUGACCGCGGGCAUCAUACCUACUGUGUUCGGCCAAAGCUCAAGACUGUACCUGAAGGAGAUUGGUUUUGUCCAGAGUGUAGGCCAAAGCAGCGUUCUAGAAGGCUGUCCUCUAGACAGAGACCAUCCUUGGACAGUGAUGAGGAGCUGGAAGACCACGUGGAAGAUGAGGAUGAAGUUGAUGAUGAUGAUGAAGAAGGUCAGAGUGAGGUGGAAGAGUAUGAGAUAGAGCAAGAUGAAGAGUACUCUCAAGAAGAGGAAGAAGUCAGCCCACCGAAACGAGGAAAACCACAAGUUAGAUUGCCAAUCAAAACAAGAGGGAGAUUAACCUCCUCUUUCUCAAGCCGUGGCCAGCGACAGGAUCCUGGAAGAUGCUCUUCAAGGAGUCAACCGAGUACCCCCAAAACAUCUGCUACUUCUAAAUCUACUGGUAGAAACCUAAGAAAGAUCAAAUCUGCUCCUUCGACAGAAACAAAACCUGUAAGAAAUGCCAGUCGUUCUACUCGCCAGAGUCGAGCUCCGCUGCAAGCAGAUGUAUCUGUAGAACUACUUAGUCCACCUCGAAAACGCAGAGGCAGGAAAAGUGCUAACAGUACUCCAGAGAAUAGUCCCAACCUGUCUAACUUCAGAAUCAUUGCCACAACAUCAGAUAAUGAAUCCACGAGAAGAGGCGGGAAAAGACAAUCUACAGAAUUAUCUCCUGUAACACUGAAUAGAAGGAGCUCAGGCCGACAGGGGGGAGUUCAUGAAUUGUCUGCUUUUGAACAACUCGUUGUGGAAUUGGUCCGGCAUGAUGACAGCUGGCCUUUUCUGAAACUUGUUUCUAAAGUCCAGGUCCCAGACUACUAUGACAUCAUCAAAAAGCCUAUUGCCUUAAAUAUAAUUCGUGAAAAAGUGAACAAAUGUGAAUAUAAAUUAGCGUCUGAGUUUAUAGAUGAUAUCGAGUUAAUGUUUUCGAACUGCUUUGAGUAUAAUCCCCGUAAUACAAGUGAAGCAAAAGCUGGAACAAGGCUUCAAGCAUUUUUUCAUAUUCAGGCUCAAAAGCUUGGGCUCCAUGUCACACCAGGGAACGUGGACCAAGUAAGCACACCACCAGCUGCUAAAAAGUCACGAAUCUAAUUUUGUCCUUCUAAAGGAUAUUUGAGAAAAGAAACUGUUCAUGAAAGUGGAACAUUAAAUCAUGCUCUAAAGCAGACAUAUAUAUGUAUAUAAAGCAAUAACAACUGAUCGACCACACUGAAGUGUGGCCUGCACUAUAUUCUCUAUUUUAAUAUUAAGCACUCAGGAGAAUGUAGGAAAGAUAUUCUUUGCUACAGUUUUGUUCAGUAUCUAAUAAGUUUGAUAGAUGUAUUGGAUACAGUACUGGUUUACAGAAGUUUUUGUACAUUUUGAGAUCAUUCAUGUGUCCCACUAUAUUGGAAAAUCUUUUCAUCUAUGAUUUAUCUUUGUCAUUAAUGUUUUUUUUUUUUUUAAGAACUAUGGUAUCAAGGAGAUUUAUCUACACAGAUAAGUCUUCUGUUACAGCACAGUAAGGGAGACAGAUGUAUAAGAGUUGUUUAAUGAGCAUAUUCUUUCAACACUACACAUGAGUGAAUCCAAUUUUAUAUCUUGAAAUGCUGUAACAGUGCUGGCUGGAGGUAUUGAGUCUGAGUUUAUUAACUAGAUAUUUAUUUAGCAUUCAAAGUAAUUUGUGAAUUUGUUUUUGUAUUUAUAAAAUUUGUACCUGGAACAUGUUCUUUAAUUUUGUAAGCAUUUAUUGUGUUUUUAUUUCGCUAACUUCCUUACUGAUCAAUCAAUAAAGGAUAACACCCUCCCUUUCCCCUGAAAGUUCUUUCAGUUUUAUAGAGCCAUAUUUCAAGUUUAUAAGUACUACUUAUUAAGUAUUCAAGAAAAUGAUGUUAUUUUUUUUAAGUGUUCAAAAUUUCUGGAAUUUUUACAAGUCGGAAUUAAACUUCUACACAAGACACAGA
Erinaceus europaeus (western European hedgehog) is the source of this 5482-nucleotide messenger RNA. RefSeq names its product bromodomain adjacent to zinc finger domain 1A (gene BAZ1A). The record is from RefSeq and is a predicted model, not a curated record. Bases 21 to 4631 code for a protein of 1536 amino acids. NCBI's taxonomy places the organism in Eukaryota, Metazoa, Chordata, Mammalia, Eulipotyphla, Erinaceidae. Gene Ontology annotation, molecular function: protein binding. The transcript is spliced from 27 exons. Gene Ontology annotation, biological process: chromatin remodeling.